This is a messenger RNA of Naegleria lovaniensis, 654 nucleotides long. RefSeq lists its product as uncharacterized. Lineage: Eukaryota; Heterolobosea; Eutetramitea; Acrasida; Naegleriidae. The record is from RefSeq and is a predicted model, not a curated record. Bases 1 to 654 code for a protein of 217 amino acids. The transcript has a single exon.
AUGGUGUACUUCUUCACUUGCAUUGAUCCUACUUACACGGUUUACAUGGGCCGUGAUAAAUUUGAAAACGAAGAUUUGAUCAAGUAUUCAUGGCCAGAGGAUGUUUGGUUCCAUGUAGAUAAUUUCAGUUCUGCUCACGUCUAUUUGAGAUUAAAGUCUGGCCAAACCAUCAACGACAUUCCGAAGGAAGUUGUUGAAGAUUUAGCACAACUAACAAAAUAUAAUUCAAUUCAAGGAAAGAAAGAACCACAAGUUAAAGUGAUCUACACAAUGGCAUCAAAUUUAAAAAAGACAGGAGAUAUGGACACCGGAGAAGUUGGAUUUUUUGAUAGAAAGGCUGUCCGUCAUAUUGUCAUUCAAAAGAAUAAGGAAAUUGUGAAUAGAUUAAACAAAACUCAAGUUGAAAAGGAAGUGGACCUUGAAAAAGAGAAAGCGAAUAGAGACAAGAAUGAAAGAGAAAAACAAAAACUCCAAUCGAAGGAACGAGCAAAGAAAGAAAAAGAAGAAUAUGAAAGACGUAAAAAAGAAGCUGAAGAAAAGUCAUACGACAACCUUUUCACAAAAAAGAGUCGAAAUCCACAUGCCAAUGAUGACUUUUUUGGAGAUGGGCAAGAUGAUGAAAUUGAAAACAAAAACCUCGACGAUUUAUUCUAG